UCCCUCCAGGCUUCUAACCACAUGAAUGCUUAUUUUUAUAGGUUUGUUCGUUUCUUGCUUUGAUAUCCUGCCUUUCUUCCAAAAAUAGUGUUCUCCUGCUAGAGGCCCUCUGGGGUUUGGCCUUAAAGGAGCAGCAGUUUGGUAACUACAGGAAUGUCCUUGGCUCGUACCGUAAGGCGGGCAGCUUUCGUGGCCCUUGUGCUCGGAAUAAUCACCUUCAUCAGCUACGUUUUCCACAAGUCCAAGUUUACCAUCUUCAGAGGACGGAUGAAACCAUUCGAAGGAAAUCAAAUUGCUGCAAAUUUUGAUGGCAGUGCAGUGAUCCCAUUGGCAAAAAAGGAGAAAGAGGUAGAGGACAUCCUUAGAAAACUGGACCAGCUGAUGCCCAGUGUCACUCUCAUACUUAUAAAUACCACCACAAGUUCCAAGAACAGCAAAGCCACCAUAUUAAGCCACAAAGACUCUUAUUGUGUUGGAGAGCACUUGAUGGUUCGGCUGGAUUUGUAUGACCACUUGGGAAAGAGGAAAGAGUACGGAGGGGAUUUCUUACGAGCAAGGAUCCAUUCAUCGAGUCAAAAGGCCGGAGCUUCAGGGCUCAUCAAAGACUAUAGGAAUGGGACGUUCCUGGUCAAUUUCACUUUAUUUUGGGAAGGUGAUGUCAGUAUUUCUCUCUUGCUGGUCCACCCCAGCGAAGGAGUUUCUGCCCUGUGGGCAGCCAGGAAGAAAGGUUAUGACAAAAUAUUAUUCACGGGCAAAUUUUUAAAUGGAACAUCAGAUGUCCUCACUGUAUGUGGUUUAUACAUGGCCACAAAGGCAGAACUUUGUGAGUAUCUAGUUGAGCCAGACCAGGAGGCCUUCUACUGCGUGAAACCAAAGAAUGUGUCAUGUAAAGCUUUCCUUUCCCUGAGGUCCUACAACACACCCGUCUCAUAUCUCACAGACUUGGAAUUGAGCCUUUUAAAGAGGUCCAGUAUUGGAGUUGAGAUCCCUCAGACUUUUGGGGACAUCCACGUUGUGCCCUGUGAAAGCAACGAGAGAACAACAAGCACAAAAUGUUGGGUUGGGAUGAGUUCCCCAUUCCCCAGCGGCUUCGUGUGGCAGGACCAAUGGCACCCUGUUUUCUGCAACAGGCCCAGUUUCAAUAGCUUGGAACAGAUUUACACUUGCCUGAAAGGAAAGCUGAUUUACUUCAUGGGAGACUCAACUGUGCGGCAAUGGAUGGAGAAUCUUCAAAGAAGAGUGAAGACUCUUAAAAACCUUUACAUCCUGGGAACAAACAAAGUUGUGACAUUGAUCGCUGAGGAUGCCGCAAGAAACAUUCAUAUCCAAUGGAAGAAACAUGGCCAUCCCUUCAUAAGUUCCCACGAGUACACAGUGAAAUUUCACACCUCUGUUGCUCUUCAAAUUGACAAUGUGGCAGGUGGCAAAGACACGGCUGUAGUCAUUUCUCUGGGACAGCACUUCCGUCCCUUCCCUAUCAAGCUCUUCAUCCAAAGGGCAAUUAACAUCCGAAAAGCCAUCCAGCGUCUUCUCCUGAGAAGUCCAGACACACGAGUCAUCAUCAAGGGAGAGAAUACCCGGGAGAUGGACAUAGACCAGGAGCGAUUUAGUGACUUCCAUGGCUACGCCCAAUACCUGGCACUAAAGGACAUUUUUUGGGAUCUGGAUGUUGGCUUUAUUGAUGCAUGGGACAUGACAAUUGCAUAUGCUACAAACAAUGUUCAUCCGCCACGUCAUGUGGUUAUGAAUCAAAUUAAUAUGCUUUUAUCCUACCUUUGUUAAAUUACUUAAGAAAAUGCCAUGUAAAAACUGUAAUUAGAUGAAACUAAGAAGUUGGGAUCAGCAGAAGCUAUUAUUAAAAGUCUAAAAAGAAAA
Elgaria multicarinata webbii is the source of this 1875-nucleotide messenger RNA. RefSeq names its product NXPE family member 4-like. The transcript is spliced from 6 exons. The record is from RefSeq and is a predicted model, not a curated record. The coding region runs from base 154 to 1782 and encodes 542 amino acids. Lineage: Eukaryota; Metazoa; Chordata; Lepidosauria; Squamata; Anguidae.